Marmota flaviventris (yellow-bellied marmot) is the source of this 1489-nucleotide messenger RNA. RefSeq names its product nudix hydrolase 15 (gene Nudt15). Gene Ontology annotation, cellular component: cytosol. Gene Ontology annotation, molecular function: 8-oxo-7,8-dihydrodeoxyguanosine triphosphate pyrophosphatase activity. NCBI's taxonomy places the organism in Eukaryota, Metazoa, Chordata, Mammalia, Rodentia, Sciuridae. The record is from RefSeq and is a predicted model, not a curated record. Gene Ontology annotation, biological process: dGTP catabolic process.
AUGACGGCCAGCGCUGAGCCGCCGAGGCGGCGGCGGCCCGGGGUGGGGGUCGGAGUGGUGGUGACGAGCUGCGAGCAUCCUCGUUGCGUCCUCCUGGGGAAGAGGAAAGGGUCGUUUGGAGACGGCAGCUUUCAGCUUCCAGGGGGUCAUUUGGAAUUCGGUGAGACCUGGGAAGAAUGUGCUCAAAGGGAAACCUGGGAAGAAGCAGCUCUUCGCCUGAAAAAUGUCCACUUUGCCUCAGUGGUGAAUUCUUUCAUUGAGAAAGAGAAUUACCAUUAUGUCACUAUAUUAAUGAAAGGAGAAGUAGAUUUGACUCAUGGUUCAGAACCAAAGAAUGUAGAACCUGAAAAAAAUGAAAGAGGAUUCAGAGAGAAGAUGGUUGUCUAUGAACCAGGAAAUGGGCCCUUGCCAGAUACCAGAUCUGCCAGUGUCUUGAUCUUGGACUUCCAGCCUCCAGAACUGUUGGGAAUGGGUUCCAUGGGAAGAAUUUCCUCCAGUAGACCAACUUUUCUGGGCACUCCGUUGUUUAAAGAAGCAAGGCUAUGAUCCAUUUAAAGAAGAUUUGAACCAUCUGGUAGGAUACAAGGGAAAUAAUCUCUAGGUGCCAAGAAGACUCCUUGAUUUUAUUUUUUAAAAGACAAAAAUAAGGUUUAGUUAGGGAAUGUAAAAUACAUACAUUUCAGAACAACUUCAUUUUAUCUAAAAAUGUUCCAUUUGAUUGCCAGUUUAUUUGCAUUCUCUUAAAUAUCUACUAUCCUUGGGAAGAUCUUUCUGAAAUAGGUCAUUGUAGUGUAUUUCAGACACAGAAUGUAGGAUAAAUAGGGAUAUUGUGGUUAAUCUGCUUUCCAUAUUUAUCUGUGAUAUUUCCUGUGUGGUUUGUCAUUACAGUUUGCAUGGUAUAAUUACAAUGGAACUUGCCUUAUAAGUGUUUCAGUUCAAAUUCAGAUAUAAUUUAAAUUCAAACAGUAUAUCUAUAGCAGGAUUUAUUAUGUUUGUUGAUUUCCCUUUUUCAUUAAAAAAACUUUUUUGGUACUAGAUUGUGACAAUUUUGUAACUAGAGAGAACAGGAUAGGCCAAUAAGGCAUAUUUCCCAGGUUUGUGAUUGAGAACCUAAACUAAGAGAAGUGAGACAAACCAUCUAAGAUCUGUACCCUGCCAUUAACAUGCAUGUAGUUAUGAGUGUCUCACUUCCUCUGCUGAGAUCCAGUAGGCUUAUAUGUAAAAUGAGAGUACUUUAGGGCAGUGGCUCUUAAACUGUGGUCUAGGUGGGUCCUCAAGAACCUUUCAGGGUAUUCAAAGCCAAAGCUAUUAUUAUAAUACUAAGAUAUCAUUUAACUUUUUCACUCUCAUUCCUUUAUGAGCAUACAAUGGAGUCUUGCAUAGGCUGCUUGAUGUGUGAUAUGGUUACAGACUAAAUGUUAAAGCAGAUAUAAGAAUCCUGCUUUGUAAUAUGAAGUCAGAUAUUAAAGGUAUUUGCAAAAAUGUGUGA